Molecule: messenger RNA, 1560 nt
Organism: Microsporum canis CBS 113480
Lineage: Eukaryota; Fungi; Ascomycota; Eurotiomycetes; Onygenales; Arthrodermataceae
Exons: 2
Coding region: 1-1560 (519 amino acids)
Biological process (GO): nucleolar large rRNA transcription by RNA polymerase I
Cellular component (GO): RNA polymerase I core factor complex
Molecular function (GO): RNA polymerase I core promoter sequence-specific DNA binding; TBP-class protein binding
Source: RefSeq, a predicted model, not a curated record
AUGAGGGUCAGCGACUUUGUCCAAGCGAGCCGCGAUUCAAAUGGAGUUCAGACGAAGCAGCAACUCAAACCUGUCAAGAUUUCCAGGGAGCGACAAGCUGACAUGGCUAGAAUAAGCCCACCCCCUACACAAUUGACGGGAUUCAACCAUCCUCUUAUAAAUAGAAAACGCAGAAAUCUAUCACAGGAAAACACAGCUCCCUAUGUGCCGUUAAAUGAGCCGCCACACGUGGCCAAUACCAAUGAACGCGAAGGGCCAGGGGACCUUUUUGACACUGAUCUUGAGGGUGUUGAUGAUUCCACUACUAUCGGUAGUGUCUUGAGAGAAACUGAAGCAGGAUCUGUUACAGGGAAUCCUCACUCAACACGUGAAGAUACCAACCUCCCGGACACAGACCUUGCUCUAAAGAAUGGAGGCUAUAAGUCCAUUACCGAGAGGAUCAAGGAACUUGACUCUGAUGAUGAAGAAGAUGAUAAUGAGAAAAGAUCCGAUUAUCAAAUAUCACAUAGGGGAAUAACUGAACUUGAUGAACUAGCGGAAGAAAAUAUAAACCAUAUUAAUAGGGAGCUUGGCUCUAACUUGGACGUUACCAACAAUCAUUCUAGUCGGGAGACAUUAAGUUGGCAAAAGAUUGAAGCCAUCUUACGAGAAGAUAGUUCUUCACCAACCAGAAAAGUUGACGACGGGGGCAUUUGUCAGACCUCAGCUCGGGUUGCGUAUGCUCCAACUGCUAAAGAAAAUUACGAGAAUGGAACGGUGCCAGCAUCUCUAGUCCCACAAAAUAGUCAUCUAGAAGUUCCCAAAAUUACUCCUCGGCCUGUAGCCCAGAGGCUAUCAACCAGGAAUAGAUUUGCGGCACGGCCUCAUUUUGCUGCCCCCGACCCAUAUUCAGGCCAUAAUGAGGGAGUGGACAAUGUUAUUGAGAAUGACUCUGUUCGGCAGCAGUUGCAGAAUUCUGUGGAUGAUCAAUACUCAACUCAUAACCGUGGGACCUUUGAUACAGCUACCAAUCUAAGCACUAUGGACUAUUCCGACGAUGAUGGGUUUGAAGAAAUGGUCCAUCACGAAGAACAUACCUCCUUACAAUCACCCCAUUUGUCCACAGUAUCCGCAGCUUCGUCAAAACGCCCACUAUCCAACUUUAUAUCCGACUACCCGCGUAACAUUCUUGAAACGAAGUCAUUUUCUGACCUCCAGGCAGAGGGCUUCGACUAUAACCCAAUUCCCGCACAGCCACUGUUCCAGCAUGACACACAUUUAUCAUUAAAAGAUAAGCUCCUCCGUGUUAAAAAUUUUACAGACGAUCAGCGCCGUGCGUUCUUUUCAUCUGUGACUCUGUCGGAAUGGGAAGAGUGCGGGGACCUACUAGUUGAGGAAUUCUGUCAAAUCCUUCAAAAAUCAAAAGGAGCACGCCAAACCAGAAGAAAAGUGGCGGCAAUUUUUGAAGCAGAGAUUAAGCGGCGCCAUGACGCUGUCGAAUAUGAUGGCAAAUCUAUUAAGAACCGUCUUGAAGAUAUGAGAGCUGGAGGAAUAGGUGUUCUUAGAGGCAAAAUACCAUAA